Lodderomyces elongisporus is the source of this 3132-nucleotide messenger RNA. RefSeq names its product DNA-directed DNA polymerase (gene POL5). Gene Ontology annotation, molecular function: transcription factor binding; rDNA binding. The transcript has a single exon. Gene Ontology annotation, biological process: regulation of DNA-templated transcription. NCBI's taxonomy places the organism in Eukaryota, Fungi, Ascomycota, Pichiomycetes, Serinales, Debaryomycetaceae. Gene Ontology annotation, cellular component: nucleolus. The record is from RefSeq and is a predicted model, not a curated record. The coding region runs from base 1 to 3132 and encodes 1043 amino acids.
AUGGUUUCAAGAGAUCACUUUUCUAAACUCAGCUCUGAGAUAGUUGAUGAGCGCAUCCAUGCAGCCACUUCUUUAAUCAAAGAGUUGACAAAUGAGAAUAACCAGCAGGAAUGGGAAUACGCGCUCACUAGAUUGAUAAAGGGUUUAAUCACCACUCGUCAAACUGCUAAACUUGGUUUUAGUAUGGCACUAACCGAGGUCGUUAACCAGCUUGUCUCUCAAAAACAGUUGACCAUUGACCAGUAUUUGGACAGAUUAACUGAGGUAACUCAGGUCAAAAGCAAUAUGAAAGGUAAAGAGGAACGGGCUGUUUUGUUUGGUCGCUUGUUUGGCUUGCAGGUAUUACUCAACAGCAAGAUUAUUUUGCAAAGCAAAGAAGAGGAACUCCUGCGAUUCAUCAAUGUCCUUGUGGAAUUGUCAAAUACCAAAUCUUGGAUCCGUGAAGUGGCUACAGCUUCAUUAAUCCAAGUGAUUAGAAACCUCCCUGAGCGAUAUGCAGCUUCAUUGCUGUUGAUGAUUUUACAAAAAGUAAAUGACUUGGGGUUGAAUUUGUCCACUGAAGGGCUUGCCAUAUAUUUGAGCAUCGAUCCUUUGUUGAGAAGCGAUGUUGCUGCACAAAUAAAGAAUAGCAAGUCCAAUUGGAAAGAGGGCGAUCCUAUGCGAAAGGGCAACUUGCCUGUUCUUGCCAAAGUUUUGAAGGAUGUUGAAGUAAUUGUUGAAGAGACAGAUGGAAAGGAACUUGAUACGAAAAAGAAACAGCAAAAGAGCAGUUGGAGCUCAAGAUUACCUUUUGUAUGGGACUUGAUUGUUGAAAACUUUGCAAAUAAGCUUUCUGGAGAUGAAUAUACUGAAGAGCAUGAUGCUGAUAAUGAAAGAAAGAGAAAAAAGGUUGAGAAAAGCAACACAAAGAGUAAAAACAAGAGUAAAAGUAAAGGUAAAAGUGCAAGCAACGACAAAGCACAACCAGAGAUGAUUACUUUGAAAGAAUUUUAUAAAGUUGUCGUUGAUGAAACACUCUUUGCCGAAAAAUCGUCUCACGAGCGCAAAUACUGGGGCUUUGAGAUUUUCAUGAAAUUUAUGAACGCAUUAGAACUGAACCUGGAACUUAACCUGGAACUGAACCUGGAACUGGAAGCAGGACCAGGACUGGAUGUUGCGUUUUUGUUCACUCCAAACUUUAUGAGAUGUCUUAUCAACCAAUCAUCACAUAAGUCUAGAUUGUUACACGAGAGUGCCAAAAGAGCAUUACAAAGCAUUGUUCAAAACUGUAACAUAAAAUCCAGAGAUAUCGCAUCCACAGUUUUAAAAUGUCUUUUGGACGAGUCAAAGGGAGGUUGUUGGAAUUUUGAUUUGGUUACUAGGUCAAAUACUGUUGACCGUAUACUUGACAUACAAAACCAUAAUUUUCUUCCAACUCUUUUGGAGAAAUUUGAUAUUGCACUUAGGGAGCAAACAACAAUUCCAGAUGGAGACAAAUAUUCAAACGAUAAUGUGCUUAAAUGGUGUCUUGACAAAAUUGUUCAUUUAAUCAAGCGCAACCAGCAUGGAGAUGAUUUGGAAGAUGUUUUCACAAUGCUUGUAAAAUUGAGCUUUUUUGAAACAACCGCCUCUCCAAAUAUCCGCAAAUUGGCACAAGAGAAAUUGAAUGUCAUCUUGGCUGAAGUUGUUCUGAGAACUCAUGAUAAAGAGCUGUGGGCUUACUUUUGUUUUCAGCAAAUUGUUGCAUUGGACAAGAGCCACAAGUGCCUUGUUGAAUUUGAUGACGAGCUUUUGCAAGUGAGAGAUGAAACCAUCACACUAAUUCAAACCACGCAUGAUCUUGAAAAAGAAAGGGAAUCAAGUGCAGGCGGUACUUUGAAAAUGUUUGAGCUUUUGUUUUCCAUGUGCUUUCUUCAAUUGCAUCAAGAAGACGAAGAGAUUGUUCAAAUCAUCAACGAGUUGAAAUUAGUGUUUGAAAAACAAUUUGUUUUGGUAGCCGAAGUUGAACCAGAUAACGAGAUUGAUCCAGCUGUUGUUAUGACUGAGAUUUUGCUUAGUUUCAUUUCGCGUCAAGUGAAUUUGUUGAAAAGGCUUUCAAUGAUUAUUUGGGAAAACUAUUUGUGUGGUGAAGAUGCACAAGGGAAGUUGAGAAUCAAUGAUGCGUCUUUCCAGUUGUUGCUCGAUGUUUUGAUUGCAAAGGAAAAUAAAGAAGGACAAAAGCUUUUAUUUGAAAAUGAAAACGAGCACGUUGCAGAAGGCAGUGAUGAAGAGGAAAGUGAAGAUGACGAGGGAGAAGGCGAUUCAGAUCUGCUGAAGGAUGGUAAUGCCGAUGACGAGGAGGACGAUUCAGAAGAAGAAGAAGAAGAAGAUUCCGAAGACGAAAACAACGCAAACUCAACAAUGACUGAGCUAGACAAAGAGACAAAUUUGAAACUUGCCAAGGCUUUAGGUAUCCCUACGGCAGAGUCAGGAGAAGUAAAGUUUGAUGAGCUUUCAGACUCCGACUCAUCCAACGAUGAUUAUGAAAGUGACUCGAUGAAUGAUGACGAAAUGAUGGCAAUGGACGAUCAACUUUCAAAAAUCUUUAAAGAGAGGCAAGAUAUACUCAACAACGUUACAACUGGUAACAAGCGGAAAAUCGAAGUUAUGGAAGCGAAAAAGCUCAUGGUUUUCUUCAAAAACAGAGUGCUUGACCUUUUGGAAGUGUUUUGCAGAAAGAAUCCCAACUCACAAUACAAUCUCACAUUUAUUGAGCCAAUAAUUACCCUCAUGAAUUUAACAUUGGAUAAGAAUUUGGGUGUCAAAGCUCAUAAACUUUUGAAGAACAGAAUCAGUAAGACAAAAAUAAAUCCCGAUCAAGUCGAUGAUAUUGCGGAAUUCUCUCAAAAAAUCAUCAGCUUAAUUGAGAAAUUGCAGCUCCAAGCAAGCACAACCAAAUCAUCCAACCAGUCAGUGAUCUCAGGAAUUAAUCAAAGUUGUAUUAUCUUGUCCAAAAACCUUGUUGCCUUGGAUCCAAAUUAUAUCGAUGCAGUAGCAGAUAUUUACUCACAAUCGUUAAAGAAAUGGACUUUGGAUCCGGAAAGCAGAAUUCAGCCUUCUCUCUUCUUUGAUUUUGUUAACUGGAUCAGUAGUAAAAAGAAGAACAAACAGUAA